This is a messenger RNA of Fraxinus pennsylvanica, 939 nucleotides long. The record is from the annotation of a GenBank genome assembly. NCBI's taxonomy places the organism in Eukaryota, Viridiplantae, Streptophyta, Magnoliopsida, Lamiales, Oleaceae.
AUGGCGGGUAACAGUAAGCUAAUUGGAGCGAGAGAUUUUUCGAAUGAAAAUGAGAUACCAUUGGAUGAGAUUGGCUAUGGCACGCACACUCCUAGCAUUGUUGCAGGGAAUUUUGUGCUAGGUGCGAAUUUGUUUGGCAAUGCAAAAGGCACGGCCGUAGGGAUAGCGUCGCUUGCUCACUUGGCUAUGUAUAAAAUUAAGACAAGUACCUAUUCAGAAUUUGACACUAGGCGGGAAAUGAACGUUUUGGGUGCAAUAGGAGCUGCAGUUGAUGAUGGGGUGGAUGUGAUUUCUCUUUCCGUUGGCAGCUUGACUACAGACUCUUUCAUAGACAGUAUCGCAAUUGGUGCAUUUCAAGCAAUUGAAAAGGGCAUUUUUGUGUGCGUCGCUGCUGGAAAUGAUGGGACAGAUUUAUGUACUGUACAAAAUACUGCUAUGUGGAUACUCACUGUGGGUGCAAGUACUAUUGACAGAAAGAGUAGAGCAACUGUUGUGUUGGGAAACAACUCAACGCUAGAUGGAGAGUCGGCUUUUCAGCCUAUGGAUUUCACUCCAAUGCAAUUAUCUCUCGUCUACCUUGAAUCGACUGCUAGUAACCAAUUUUUCAUACUAGCAUCUCUUGCAAACAUCAAUGUCAGAGGGAAAAUAGCGUUGUGUGAAACAGGUAGCAUAGAAAGAAUUGAGACAGGUCAAGCAAUAAGGAACGCUGGUUGCGUUGCCGUGAUUUUCAUGAACAAGGAACUCGAAGGCUACAACAUAAAUUUAAAUGCUCAUUGUUAUCCUGCAGUUUGUAUCAGUUAUGCCGAUGGACUAAAAGUGACAGCGUACAUUAAUUCAACGGCUACUCCGAGAGCUUCAAUGUCAUUCGAAGGAACUAUUAUUAGAGAUGAUCAGGCUUCAUCAGUUGCUUAUUUUUCAGGCAGGGUCCAAAUCCGUUAA